AUGGAGCGACGGCAGGAGCAGAGGGGUGAGCACGUGCGGAGGUCUGAGGAGCGGGAGUGGAGCCGGAGCAGCAGCUUUUCUGACGGGCAGCUGAACGGCCAGCUCGAGAAGCGAUACUGGGAGCCUUGCCAGGGCUGUGGAGACAGCCUGAAUACCAGCGAGUCCACUGUGGAGGAAAGGUCCUUGUGUGAGGACUGUGAGUGCAGCUCCUGCCUUCAGCACGCUCUUCAGGACUCCGUCACCUGGCUCUCCCUGAAGGAGGAGGAGCUGGCACAGCCUCUACGACUGGGGGGCGACGGAGCAGCGCUGCAGCAGCAGAGACAAGGAGACCAGCUCUUUGUUGAAGAAGUGAAGUCCAGAGGUCCGUUCAUCUACUCCGUGUUGGAGUCAGCCCAGGAGUUCUUGUCACAGUGUUCCAUGCCGGACUCUGAGGAGGCUUUCAACAAUCAUGGUAGAGAACUAAGACACAAUACCUCCAAACUCCCUCUAACCCGCGUGUGGCAGCAGUCCGGCGUGGUGGGGGCGCUCUGGGAGCAGGUGAUGGAGCGGUGCUCGGCGCGCGAGAGACGUCUGGACACGGCGCUGACCCAAGUGGAGGACCUGCAGGUGUCCAUGAGCUCGCUGGCCGUGGAGCUGGAGGAGGCGCUGGGGGUGCAGGAGGCCUGGGAACCCCUGGGGGAACUCCUGGUGGACGCCCUUCAGGACCAUAUCGAUGCCAUCAGGCUGUUUGAAGAGGAGCUGGUGCCCGUGGGUGAGGGGGUGAGGCGGACCAACGAGCAGGCCCAGCAGCUCAGCGUGUCGGGAGUGCAGCUGUCUCCCGAGAACACCCAGGUCCUGCAGCGCCUCAACAAUCAGUGGGGAUUACUACAGGACUCCAUAGAUUUCCGACUGAGGGACUUGCAGGAUGCUCACAGAAGCUUUGGUCCAAAAUCCCAGCACUUUCUCUCGGGAUCAGUGCAGAGACCAUGGGAGCGAGCCAUAUCACCCAACAGAGUCCCAUACUACAUCAACCAUGAAGCCCAGACCACCAGCUGGGACCACCCAAAGAUGACCGAGCUCUAUCAGGCUAUGGCUAAUCUGAACCACAUCCGUUUCUCUGCCUACAGAACUGCGAUGAAGCUGAGGCGAGUACAGAAGGCCUUAAGACUGGACCAGAUGAAGCUCAGCUCCGUCGCCGCUGUGUGUCCCAAGUCGGAGCCCCGGGACCUGGUCAUGGACGUGACGGGUGGCGCAGAGGUCAGCGGCUCGGAGCUCCUGGACGUGUUGGAGGUCAUACACACGCUGGGCGCGCUGUACGAGCAGCAGCAGCAGGAGGAGGACGAGGAGGGCAAACAGCAGCUCAACAUCCCGCUCUGUGUGGACAUGUGUCUGAACUGGCUGCUCAACGUCUAUGACAGUGGCCGACUAGGGAAACUACGCGUCUUGUCUUUCAAGACUGGCCUGGUGUGCUUGUGUAAUGCUGAUAUCAAAGAAAAAUGUAAAUACCUGUUCCAGCAGGUGUGUGGUGGGGACGGACAGAGUGACGGCACUCACCUGGCGGCGCUACUGACCGAGCUGAUGCUGAUCCCGCGGCAGCUGGGGGAAGUGGCGGCGUUUGGCGGGAGCAACGUGGAACCCAGCGUGGCCAGCUGCUUCCGUAUGGUCCCAGGCAAGCCGUCGGUGGGGCUGUCGGACUUCCUGGAGUGGAUGGGGCUGGAGCCGCAGUCUGUGGUGUGGCUGCCCCUGCUGCAGCGCGUGGCCCAGGCCGAGAUCACGCAGCACCAGGCCCGGUGCGCCGUCUGCAAGCAGAGCCCCAUACAGGGAUUCAGGUACCGCAGCCUAAAGCAGUUUAAUGUGGACAUCUGCCAAUCCUGCUUCCUGUCUGGCCGGGCACUCAAGGGCAAGACUCCGCAUUACCCAAUCAUUGAGUACUACACUCCUAGCACAUCGGGGGAGAAGAUGCGGGACUUUGCCGAGACGCUGAAGAACAAGUUCCGGUCGAAGCAGUACUUCAGUAGACACCCACAGAGAGGAUACCUCCCCGUGCAGUCCUCUUUGGGGUCGGAGAGGGAAAGCACACCCAUGUCUUCCCCAAAGCUCCCUCAUGCGGACACACACUCCAGAAUCGAGCACUUUGCCAGCAGGCUGGCUCAGAUGGAAAACCAAAACUGCUCUUUCUUCAACCACAGCCUUGAUGAGGACCAGUACCCGCUGGGCUCCGGGUCGGAGAUGGAGCAUCCUCACCUCCUCAGCUACACCGGCAGGGAGACCCACGAGGAGCUCCAACAAACCCUCGCCAUCCUGGAGGACCAGAACAGAAUCCUGCAGAGGGAGUACCGGCGCCUCAGAUGGCAGCACGCCGAGGCUGCCCAGGCCGCUCCUCACGUCGGCGGAGGUGAGAGCUCGUCGGGGUCGGGGGGAUCGCCCGGAGGGUCGUCUGGGGGUCAGGAUGAGGCGCUGCUGGCCGAGGCGAGGGUCCUGAGGCAGCACAGAGGCCGACUGGAGACACGCAUGCAGAUCCUGGAGGAGCACAACGUGCAGCUGGAGUCUCAACUGCACAGACUCAGAACACUAUUGCUCAAGCCCAGGGACGACUCAGAGGACAGUGUGUCAUCAGGCAGCCAGUCGGCUCUUCAGUCUCCCUCACUCAGGAGAGAGUGUGUGGGCACACAGCCAAGCAAAGGCACCUCCACUGGAGGAACGCUGGCAGAGUAUGAACAACAGCAGACAGACACGACUUACAACCUGGAGCAGGUGAUCGAGCAGCUGCGCACUGUCUUCCCAUCGGAGAGUGGCUCCCCCACACCCCUGUGA
Messenger RNA from Sardina pilchardus (European sardine), 2793 nucleotides. Its product is annotated as dystrophin-related protein 2-like. The record is from RefSeq and is a predicted model, not a curated record. Gene Ontology annotation, cellular component: plasma membrane. Bases 1 to 2793 code for a protein of 930 amino acids. Gene Ontology annotation, biological process: synaptic signaling. The transcript has 23 exons. Lineage: Eukaryota; Metazoa; Chordata; Actinopteri; Clupeiformes; Clupeidae. Gene Ontology annotation, molecular function: zinc ion binding; protein binding.